Molecule: messenger RNA, 1552 nt
Organism: Nymphaea colorata (pocket water lily)
Lineage: Eukaryota; Viridiplantae; Streptophyta; Magnoliopsida; Nymphaeales; Nymphaeaceae
Exons: 12
Coding region: 275-1324 (349 amino acids)
Cellular component (GO): COPII-coated ER to Golgi transport vesicle; endoplasmic reticulum
Source: RefSeq, a predicted model, not a curated record
GUCGAGGCCUCCGAACACUACAAUUCGUGAGCGGCGGUCCAACAAAUAAACCAGCUUGCCGGCCACAAUCCUUUUUUCCUAUUUCGUUCUCAAGCCCCUCAACUCGAAAUUUAAACAGCAUCCCUUCUUUUUUCCCGUUCUACUAAGCCCUGAUAUAUAGAUUGCCGUUUCCACUCUCCCGAUUUUGCUCCAGCGAGCUUCAGUACAAUCACGUCGCCUCCGUUACCGGCGAGGAUAUCGAGGCGAAUUCUGAAGUUAGCUUGCAUUGCUGGAAAUGAAGCUCCAAGCUUUGAGAAACCUUGAUGCAUUUCCUCGUGCGGAGGAGCAUUUACUCAAGAAAACACAAUCGGGUGGAGUUGUUUCAAUGAUUGGUCUAGCUGUCAUGGCCCUGUUGUUUAUUCAUGAGUUGAAGUACUAUCUGACAGUUGAAAAAGUGCAUCAGAUGUCUGUGGAUGUAAAGCGCGGAGAGACACUUCCAAUCAAUAUAAACAUGACAUUUCCUUCAUUGCCUUGUGAUGUUUUGAGUGUUGAUGCCAUUGACUUGUCUGGAAAACAUGAAGUAGACCUUGAUACAAAUAUUUGGAAGCUUCGCUUAAAUAAAGAUGGUCAAAUUAUUGGGACAGAGUACUUGUCUGAUCUAGUGGAAAAGGAACAUGAAACUCACAAGCAUGAUGAUAGUGGGGAGCACCAAAAUUCUUCUCAUCACAUGCACGAUCAUGCUUUUUUCAAGGACAGUGAUAAAGUGGUCAAGGAUGUGAAGCGGGCACUGGAAAAUGGUGAAGGAUGUCGGGUAUAUGGAGUCCUUGACGUCCAAAGAGUGGCGGGAAACUUUCAUAUUUCUGUUCAUGGAUUGAGUCUUUUUGUCGCACAGCAGAUAUUUGAGGGAUCAAGUCGUGUCAAUGUAAGCCAUGUAAUUCACGAUCUGUCUUUUGGUCCAAAGUAUCCUGGGAUUCAGAACCCUCUUGAUGGUACUAAACGCGUUCUUGUUGAUACAAGUGGCACGUUCAGAUAUUAUAUUAAGAUUGUUCCUACUGAAUACCGUUACCUUUCAAAAGAAGUUAUCCCGACAAAUCAGUUCUCUGUUUCAGAAUAUUUUGCUCCAAUGCUUGAACCCGCUCGAACAUGGCCAGCUGUUUACUUUUUGUAUGAUCUGUCACCAAUCACUGUAACAAUUACAGAAGUGCGGCAUAGUUUUCUUCACUUCAUAACACGGCUUUGUGCAGUUCUUGGUGGUACAUUCGCUAUGACAGGAAUGCUUGACCGAUGGAUGUAUAGGUUCCUUGAAGCAGUAACCAGAUCAAGUGCUGGAAGCGUGCUUCGGUGAUUUGUUGUACUGCUAACAUUGAACUGCAUAUAUAGUUAGACACACAGGCACAUUGCUUCUGGAAAUUUUGUGGAGAUCUUGAUUGUGUUUUACAUGCCUCUGGUAGAGAAAAACUGAUUAUCUGGUUCAUGAUCUUGGUAUUUGUCUGAGGAUCUAAAUGUGUUUUGUUUCUACCUUUUGUUAGAUAUUGUAUGACUUGGAGACUGUAUAAAGUUUACUUGGCAGCCU